AUGAAGUGGAGGCUCUUCUGGGUGAGCAUGCUGCAGGAACUCAGUGGGAAAGCGGCUUCUCGUAGAGGACUCGUUGAGCGUCGCUUGAAUCUGGUAGAGCGGACACAGCUGUGUUCUCUUAGGGCGCAAACCGUUGAACGUUACCUGGGUGCUUGCACCCUGACCCAACGCCGUUGGUUGCGGGGCGUGAGCACGGCCACUGACGCGAACGCCCUAGAGACGCGUAAGCGUCGUUGCCUUUAUCGAGCGAACCAGCGCGGUCUGCGGGAGCUCGAUAUCCUUCUUGGCGAGUGGACGCAGAGGCACCUGGCAACGUUCACUGAGCAGGAUGUCAGUGAACUUGAGCAAGUUCUCGAUCACGAAAGUCCUCUACUCUAUCUAUAUAUAACAGAGCAGAGACAGCCGCCCGCAGAACUGGCCGGACUUGCACUCUUCCAGCGACUGGUUCGUGAAACGCGACAAGCGCGCUCCUAG
Messenger RNA from Cyanidioschyzon merolae strain 10D, 474 nucleotides. RefSeq lists its product as hypothetical. NCBI's taxonomy places the organism in Eukaryota, Rhodophyta, Bangiophyceae, Cyanidiales, Cyanidiaceae. The transcript has a single exon. Gene Ontology annotation, biological process: mitochondrial electron transport, succinate to ubiquinone; tricarboxylic acid cycle; protein-FAD linkage. The record is from RefSeq and is a predicted model, not a curated record. Gene Ontology annotation, cellular component: mitochondrion. The coding region runs from base 1 to 474 and encodes 157 amino acids.